This is a messenger RNA of Acaromyces ingoldii, 5297 nucleotides long. RefSeq lists its product as hypothetical. NCBI's taxonomy places the organism in Eukaryota, Fungi, Basidiomycota, Exobasidiomycetes, Exobasidiales, Cryptobasidiaceae. The transcript has a single exon. Gene Ontology annotation, biological process: regulation of DNA-templated transcription. The coding region runs from base 154 to 5013 and encodes 1619 amino acids. Gene Ontology annotation, molecular function: zinc ion binding; DNA-binding transcription factor activity, RNA polymerase II-specific. The record is from RefSeq and is a predicted model, not a curated record.
CCGUCAGAGAGAGCACAGUAGUGUCCACGUCUACCUCUGCUUCUACGACGAGACCAGAAAGCUGCCAAUUGCAACGGGGGCCAGGCGAGGGCCACAGGACUGCGCUUGUGUGAACAUAGAGACGGAACGCACGCACGCACGCACGCUGCAGACAUGGCCGUGACAGAGCAGGGACGAGGCCAGCGCGGCGCCGCCGCCGCCGCCGCCGCCUCCUUUGGCGCGCCGUCGUACCGGCAGCAACAUCAGCGCGCGGGCCAGGAUGCGCAUCGCCACUCGCACGCGCACUCGCAUGCGGACGACGACGACGACGAAGACGAAGACGACGACGAUGGCGACUCGUCUGACGACAACAGUGGCGGCAACAACAAUCAGAGGAAGAGCUCCUCGUCGGGACCCCACGAGGCCGCACCGUCGGGCAACGUCUCGACGCGGCCGCCGCCCAAGAAGCGGAACCGGGCGGCACUGAGCUGCACGCUGUGCCGCGAGCGCAAGGUGAAAUGCGACCGUGUGAUUCCCUGCUACCAGUGCAUCAAGCGCGGCGACGCCAAGUUCUGCCAGUUGGACCCGACGAAGCGCGGGCCAAAGUCGUCGCGCAGCCAGGCGGCGCGCAACCAGAACGCGGCCCUCGCUGCAGCUGCAGCUGCCGCCACGGGGACCAAAUCGGCGUCGACAUCAAACUCGGCGUCGGCAGUCGAUGAGCACACGAGGAGGUACGGCGGGAAUGGUGGCUUUGGUGUCAGCAGCGCAGACGACGAGGGAAACAGGACCAGGCGCGGCAUGACGGCCUCGUCGUCCUACGGCUCCUCGACGGAGGAGGUCGAUGCGAUCAAGGCACGCCUCGCCCAGCUCGAGGCCGCUCUGGCCCAGGCCAAGCAGGGCAACGACAUGGGCCCGGGCGGCAUGCCACCGUACAACGGCAGCAGCAGCAGCAGCAUCGCCAACGAGCCGUCGCCGGGCUCCUCGCUGGGACGCUUCCCCUGGCAGCAGCAGCAGCAGAUGCAGCAGCAGAUGCAGGCGAUGACGACGGCUGCGUCUGGCGCCACCACCGACGACAACCGCUUCGUCGCCAGCCCCAGCAACCGGUCCAGCUCGGCGGCGUCAUCGUCGUACGCCAGCGCAUACAUCCACCCCUACCUGCAGCAGCAGCCCUACCCGCCCUCGGCCUCGUCUGACGGCGGCUCGGGCAGGCUUGGACCUGCCUCAUCGGGGGCCAGCCCCGUCGAUGGCAUGGCCAUGUCGCCAUACGACAUGCGCCUCUCGGCCACGGCCAGGCGCACAUCGAACGACACGCGCGGGAGGAGCACCGACGACGCGUUGUCGUCGCCCGCUGCCCUCCACGCCGCCUCGCCCAGGCAUCAGCGCUUCGUGGGAAGUCAGGCGCCCCAGACGCCGAGCAGCAAGAUGGACGUCGACAGCGACACCGAAGACGCCGCCCUCGUCCUCGAAGGCCUCGCCAUGGGUGGUGGCGGCGGUGGCUCUGGCGCUGCCAAGCUGGCGCGCAGGGGUGACGACGGCGCCUGCGACGGUGGCAGUACGAACGGCGCUGGUGCUGGCGCCGACGGUGUCGGCAGCGGCAGCGGCAAGGGUGGCCGAGGCCAGGGCGGCGGCGACGAGGCAGGCCAGCGGAGGAGGAGCACCGUCGUCGACAAGCCGUGUCCCUCGGCCGAGGGCGAUGUGAUUGAAAAGACGCCGGCAAAGAGCAUCCAGGGCUUCGUCGACGCCGACCGGACAAAGGACAUCAUGCAGUCGUCGCGCUACGACGGCCCCGAUCGCGACGACGACGACGGCGGUGCUGGAGGCUGCAGCAAGGGCGGUGCGAUGGGCAGCAAGGCCAAGCCGCUUGCCACCAACCGGGACUCGGCAUCGAUGGAGACCGACGACGACGGCGGCGCUGGUAGUGGGAGGAAGAAAGGCGAGGAAGACGGAGGUGGCGGCGCCUGUCCGGGUGGCGGCGACGACGACGAGGCCGAGUUCGAUGUCAAUGCCGAGUUCGACAAGGACGGCAAGCGCCUCUCGCCAGCCAAGCGCGUGUGCCGGCUGCUGUCCAAGCAGGACAACUCCCUCUUCACCCUCUAUGCUGGGCCCGACACGAGCUUUGGCUUUGGCAUCGGCUGGGCCUUUGCGGCCGCCGAGGCGGCUGGCGACGUCAAUGCCGUGUCCAAGGUGCAGGGCUGCCGGGGCGCCCGCCAACGCGAGGCCGUGCUGCGCGCCAUCAUCCGCUCGCUCCCCGACGAGGACGUGGCCAACCACCUGGUGGGCGUGUUUGAGACUCGGGUCAAGUUCCUCGCGGGCAACUGCAUCCACAUGGCCACCUUCAAGCGCGAGCUCCAGGCGUUCUACCACCUCGACACCAUCGAGAAGCGCGCCCGCGUCGUCAACCUCGUCGACACGGCCUGGCUCUCGCUCUUCCUCAUGAUCCUCGUCCUCGCUCUCCACUUCCACCCCUGCCAGCGGCCCGACAACGUCGUCCACCUCUUUGAUGGCCGCACCAUCCACCUCUGGCGCUCUGCUGCCCAGACUGGCCUCGUCCUCGCGCGCUACCAGACGAGCUCCUCGAUGGCCGUGCUGCAGACGAUCAUCCUCAUUGGUCUCCACGCCUGCGGCACCGGCUUUGACUCGGCCAACCUGCUGCCCGUCGCGAUUGCCAAUGCCAUCGACAUGGGCCUCCACCGGCUGGGCUCGCGCGACAAGCAGCCCAAGCCGGGCGAAAAGGCCGACAUUGCGAUGCGGCGCGAGGUGGCCAAGCGCAUCUGGCACCAGCUCGUCUUCUGCGACGCCUGCUCGGCUGCCACGCGCGGCGGCGCCAACUUUGUCCACCCAGACCAGUUCAACACGCCCCUGCCGGGCAACUACAACGACGACGACCUCAACCAGUCGCCCCUGCCCCCGCCUCGGCCCCGGUCCGAGCAUACAGAGAUGUCGUUUGCGCUUGCGCAGUUUGACCUCGCGGGCGCUGUGCGCGAAAACGUCGACCGGCUCAACCGCGCUCUUCUCGUCGACGGCACCGCGCGCCUCACGGCCGAGGACACGAGCUACCUCGACGCACGCUACCGCGGCCUGCUCGAGAACGCACCUUCGUUCUUCCGCAUCGGCUCCGAGGAAGGCAGCGGGGAGAAUGUAGAGGUGGAGCGCUGGCUGCUCCAGCAGAGCGUCUUCCACAAGCUCCUCAAGCUGCACCGGCCCAACCUGACGAGCAAGCCAAACGCCCGCACCAGCUGCGUCCUCCUCGCACGCAGCAUCCUCGACAUGCAGCGCCGCAUCCGCUCGCGCUGCAGCGUCGUCGACCGCCUCUUCUUCAACCUUAGCCAGUCGUUUUCUGCUGCCAUUGUCCUCUGUCUGGAUUUGCUCCAAACGCGCCCGCCGGCGACGAUGCGCUCCAUCGUCCGUGGCGAAAUCUUCGAGGCGCUCAAGGCGCUCCGCCACGUCGGCGCCUCGCACCACACGACCGAGAGCAGCAUCCGCGUCAUCCAGGCCCUCCUCGACGAGGAAGAGGCCCGCUGGAACCAGACGGCCGACUACCUCGACGACGAUGCCAACGGUGCGUCUUCUUCUUCAAUGAAGAGGAAGCGCAACGGCCAGCCGCACAGCAACAACACCAAGAAGAACCUCCUCAACCUCGCCCUGCGCGUCGCCAAGGCUGCGCGGUGCGAGGGCCGCAUGGACGACGCCAAGGACGAGUCGGUGCCUUCUUCGUCGCCGUCGCUGUCAUCCACGUCUGCGCCCGCUAUCUCUUCUUCUUCUUCUGCUGCUGCUGCUGCUUUCGCCGCGCCUACUGCCGCUGCGGCUGUCGCUGCUGGUGGCGGUGGCACGGGUGCCCUGCCAGCAAUGACGACGCCCGACCGCAUCCGUGCCGAAGAGGCAGCUGCCGCGGGCGCAGGCCUCGUGCCGUCCAGCGAGUCGGGCCUCGCCAUGCUGCAGAGCUACUCGUCGAUGAAGGACGAGGAGUCGCGCCGGCUGUUCGACCAGCUGCUGCUGCCCCAGCCCGCAGGCGACGAUCCGUCGAGCUUUGCCAACAUGCCCAACCUGCAGCAGUACAACUUCUUUGGCGGCAUGGCACCAAAUGGCCUUGAUUUGCUUGGCCUCCAGGCCACGCCGCCCGACUCGGCCGGCCAGGAGUUUGACCUGUCCAAGUUCCUCGCCGAGUGCGACACAAAGAGCUCCCCCGGCUCGUCCGACGACCAGAGCAUGGCCUCGGGCGCCAGCCACAGCGGCCACAGCUCCCUCCACGGCGGCGGCAGUGGUGUCCACUCGGGCCCCGGAUCCGUCUCGUCGGCCGCGCCCUCGCUCGCCGGCUCAUCGUCGCACCACCACCACCACCAGCGCUCCCCCAAUGCCUCGUUCUCCUCGGGAUCGUCAUCGUCGCCAAUGGCGCCCCCGCAGACGCAGGCGCAGACGGCCGCUGUCUCGGCGAGCAACCCGUCGCCCGCCGCCUCGACGUCGUCCUCGUCGGAUAUCUCCACCUCGGGUCUCGACGGCUUCUGGAGCUGGGUCCUCGGCCAGGGCGGCAUCCAGCAGGGUGGUGGCCAACAAGUCGCGCCGCCGCCAGCCCCGCCCUCGCAGUCGCAGCAUCAACAGCAGCACCAACAGCAGCAGAUUCCUACGACGUCGGGCAUCGACUACUUUCCACCGCCCUCGUCGUCUGAGAACGCGAUUGCAGCCGCGCUGAAUGCGCCGCCCCAGAGGCAGGCGCCGUUCCCUGCCGCCGCUCCUUCCUCGUCUGGCGCAUGGGCAAGCAGCGGGGCGCAGGCAUUCCCCGCCGCCGCGCCCUCGCCCUCGUCCUUUCCCUUUGCCGGCUUCCCCACGAGCACCUCGGCAAACGCCGCGCCUGGGCAGCAGCAGCAGGCAGCAGCAGCCGGAGCGGGCGCGGGCGAGGCCAUCAGCAUGGGCACGCCCAGCGCCGGCAUGGGCCUCGGCUGGAUGAGCACCCCGGGCCUCUUUGAGCUCGCCUACGAGUUUGGCGACGGCUCCGGCCCUGGCUCCGGCUCCGCCCCUCAAUCGGCCCAGGCCAAGUAGGAGUCGAUUCCGCCGCCCGCGCGCUUCUCUCUCCACUCCGCCACUCAUCUCUCCUCUCUCUUUAGCUUAUUAUUAUCAUCUCCUCCUCCUCUGAUUCCCUCCCUUUACUGUUACUGGAUCUCGUGUCGUGUAUCAUCAUAGUUGACCUCUUCCAUCUCUCUCUAGUAUCGCCGGGAAUGGCUCGUGGAGUCGUCUGGUUCGCGGGAAAUGGCAUUCUUUAGCACCAAAUUAUUAACUUAUGGUGGCAUUGUGGCAGCUGGCGGGGACCACAAUUCAUGCUUCUU